This is a messenger RNA of Penicillium subrubescens, 801 nucleotides long. RefSeq names its product SDR family oxidoreductase. Gene Ontology annotation, molecular function: oxidoreductase activity, acting on NAD(P)H, oxygen as acceptor. Gene Ontology annotation, cellular component: intracellular anatomical structure. NCBI's taxonomy places the organism in Eukaryota, Fungi, Ascomycota, Eurotiomycetes, Eurotiales, Aspergillaceae. The transcript has a single exon. Bases 1 to 801 code for a protein of 266 amino acids. The record is from RefSeq and is a predicted model, not a curated record.
AUGCCUAUCCCAGUCCCCCAAGCCGACAGUCUGAAGGACCUUCUGAGCCUUAAGGGCAAGGUCGUGGUGGUCACUGGCGCUUCAGGCCCCCGCGGAAUGGGCAUUGAGGCCGCUCGUGGCUGCGCCGAGAUGGGUGCCGACCUGGCCAUCACCUACGCUUCCCGACCGGAGGGUGGCGAGCGCAACGCCAAGGAGUUGAGCGAGAAGUACGGCGUCAAGGUCAAGGCCUACAAGUGUGAUGUGGGCAAGUGGGAGAGUGUCGAUGGACUCGUCAAGGACGUCAUUAAGGAGUUUGGCAAGAUUGAUGCCUUUAUCGCCAACGCUGGCCGCACUGCCAACAGCGGAAUUCUCGACGGCUCCGUCCAGGACUGGCAAGAGGUUAUUCAAACCGACUUGACUGGUACCUUCCACUGUGCCAAGGCCGUUGGCGCCCACUUCAAGGAGCGGGGCACCGGCAGCUUCGUCAUUACCUCCUCCAUGUCUGGCCACAUCGCCAACUUCCCCCAAGAGCAGACCUCAUACAACGUCGCCAAGGCCGGCUGCAUCCAUAUGGCCAAGUCGCUCGCCAACGAGUGGCGCGACUUUGCCCGUGUCAACAGCAUCUCGCCCGGCUACAUCGACACCGGUCUGUCCGACUUUGUUGACCAGAAGGUCCAGGACUUGUGGCUCUCUAUGAUCCCCAUGAACCGCAAUGGCCAAGCCAAGGAGCUGAAGGGUGCCUAUGUCUACCUGGUCAGCGAUGCCAGCUCCUACAUGACUGGUAAUGAUUUGCUGAUUGACGGCGGAUACUGCGUGCGGUAA